This is a messenger RNA of Adineta ricciae, 312 nucleotides long. Lineage: Eukaryota; Metazoa; Rotifera; Eurotatoria; Adinetida; Adinetidae. The record is from the annotation of a GenBank genome assembly.
AUGCAUUUCUUAAAUGAGAAACUUGAUAUUCUUGACCAGAUCGCUGCCAUCACUCGACAGAAGAUAAUGCAGGAGCGUGAUAUGAUUGUACGGUAUGCAGAUGAAGAACGUGAUCGAUCGUUUAUGCAAUUGGAUCGAAUGAUCGACGUAGAAAAACAACAAGUGCGUUAUAAAAGUCAAGAAUUGAAUGCAAUCCCGGUGUAUAUUCGAGAAUUAAAAGCUGAACUUCAAUAUUUAAUUACCGAAAAAAACGAUUUAAUCAAUGUUAGUAGUACAGCAACGUGGCUCACAGCGGAAAUUUGUUUAAGAUGA